Molecule: messenger RNA, 693 nt
Organism: Wasmannia auropunctata (little fire ant)
Lineage: Eukaryota; Metazoa; Arthropoda; Insecta; Hymenoptera; Formicidae
Exons: 4
Coding region: 163-693 (176 amino acids)
Source: RefSeq, a predicted model, not a curated record
UUUUUCUCUUUCUCCGUUUUUUCUCGGUGCCGUUCUUCGAGGUUUUCUGUUUACUCGCUCGCGCGAAAUAUUUCGCGACGGUUGCGACGAAAAUACGACGCGAGCCGAAGAGGAGGUGCCAUAUUUUCGCAUACGAGCGAUCCUGGACGCAGCUGCACGAAAAUGAUUACGGCGUUACCGGUACCUUCGGUGAAGGUCUUCCAUAAGACCUAUUACCAGGAGAAGAGCUCGCGGAUAGGGAACAGCCAGCCGGGUAGCCCAUUGGCGGAGAGCGAGGCAGUGCUGGCGAUGAUAGACAAAGAGCCGCCGGAAUAUUAUUUCUGCGGAAAGGUGAAUUCGUUGUACGUCGUCGUUGGUUCGUUGCUGCUGGGAGCGGUGGUGCUAGUUGUCGGCCUGGUGCAACUCGCGCCGGGCGCGGAGGCCGCCCGGAACUCAGCAGCGCUGAUCGCCACUGGCAGUGGCCUCCUCGUGAUAGGGGUGUUCCUCGCGCCGUUGCGAGCCGUCUGUAUCAAAAAGCAGAAUGCGGCUCAAAAGGAUGGCACCCAUCAGCGUAGUGUCACCAGCAUAGAUAUGUUGCUGGCCCAGCACAGGGACUUCACGGUCCUGACGCCUGACGAGCUCGAGGACCUCGUGGGCCGGCCGGCGUCCAACAAUUUGGAGAACAAGCCGCAUCAGCAGGGCCACAACACCUAG